This is a messenger RNA of Drosophila teissieri, 1762 nucleotides long. RefSeq names its product endoplasmic reticulum lectin 1. The record is from RefSeq and is a predicted model, not a curated record. The transcript has 4 exons. Gene Ontology annotation, cellular component: endoplasmic reticulum lumen. Bases 125 to 1708 code for a protein of 527 amino acids. Gene Ontology annotation, biological process: endoplasmic reticulum unfolded protein response; retrograde protein transport, ER to cytosol. Lineage: Eukaryota; Metazoa; Arthropoda; Insecta; Diptera; Drosophilidae.
AGUGCCACGGCGACAGUCAACAUCUGUUCCUUAUUUUUUGAGAAAAACAACACGUAGCAUUGCAAUUAUUUGUAUAUUGUCACGAAAAUACUCAUGUAAAGAAAUCGCUACUUUAAACACGAAAAUGGCCAAGUCCUACGUGAUAGUUGCGAGAACAGCAUUGCUGCUGAAUUUGAUAAUUGCAGCGGCGUCCCACGAAGCCAAAGAUUUUGACGAUUCAAUUUUGUAUAAAAUAGAUUUCGAAGUGCCGGAGUUAAUUAAACAACCAGACUUGGGCAAUCAGCUAAGAACAUUCUACACUCCGGAUAAGGAGAAGUACGACUGCCUGAUUCCCACUUUGGAGCACCAGAAGGAGGAGGAAAAGUCCGACAAGCCGGAGUUGUCUCCAAUUACACUGCUGCAGCCCAUUUUUUCCGCCCUGACCUGCGCGUACCGCAUCGAGGCCUACUGGUCCUACGAGAUCUGCCAUGGCCACCAUGUGCGUCAGUAUCACGAGGAGCGCGAGGGAAAGAACGUCAAGUUCCAAGAGUAUUACCUGGGCAAAUGGACCGAUGACAAGAUGGAAACAAUGACAAAAGCCUGGGAAGCAGACCUCAAGGCGGGCGUUAAGCCGAAAUACAAGAGCCUGAAGAUUGACAACACUCGGUAUCCAUACUUUGAGAUGGAAUACAACGACGGCACCAUGUGCGAAAUAAUCAACGCUCCCCGAACCACAAUGGUGCGCUAUGUGUGCUAUCCCCAUGGCAAGGACGAUAUCUACUCCUUCAAGGAGACAUCCUCGUGCAAUUACGAGGCCAUUAUCCUUUCAUCGACGCUGUGUGCCAUUCGCGGCUUUCAUGCCGAAGAGACCAAGGAACUCUCCAUACAGUGUUUCAACUCCGAAUCGGAGCCGCACAGACCACUGAGCAUGCUGCGAUCGGAGCUGAAGGAAUGGGCUGAAUCCGAGGCGGACUUACUGGUUUCCAAGGAAAAGGCCAAAGCCUGGCCCAAGUCGGAUGGCGAUUUGAUCACCUUAAAGUAUGGCGGAGUUAUGGACAAAGUCAUAGUCGAGCUGUUCAAUAAUGGUGACCUGGAGGUAGACGGAGACUAUCAGCAGCUACUGCUGUCUAGGGCAGCCUCUGGAACAGGACCCACACCCAUCACUGAUCUGACGCCCGUUAAGGACUUUAUUUCGGGCAAAAACUGCCUAACUGGGGGUAGUGGCUGGUGGAAGUACGAGUUCUGCUACGGGCGACAUGUGCGUCAGUUCCACAAGGACAAAACCAGUGAAGUGGAGCUCUUUCUUGGCUACUUCUCAGAGGAAGCGCAUCGCGCGUGGUCCAACGCCAACCCGGAUAAGGGAGCGCGCCGUGCCGGCUUCACGACUUCCAUCUGGCACCAUUAUGGAAAGGGAACCCACUGCGAGCAGAUUGGAAUGCCCCGCGAAGUGGACGUGAAGUUGACCUGCACACCUGUGACCAACAGCGGCACCGCUGUAUCCAUGUACCUUCUUGAGCCGAAGACGUGCCAGUACAUCCUGGUCGUGGAGUCGCCCACAAUAUGUGAUCUCAUGCACUAUGCCGAUUCCCAGGGCCUGGUGAAGCUGGAGGAUCUGGACAAGAUCUUGGUUACGGAAACCGAUAAAUUAACUACUAAAUCGGCUUCUGCUCCACCUCCUGUUCCAGCUCCCCCUCCUACUUCCAGCCCAGAGGAGGAGAUCCGCUCUUAGGCUGUUCUUGUAUUCUAGUGAAUUACUUAAAUACAUUGAUUGUAAUUUUACAAA